CAUUGAAAAAGUUUGAUUGGUUAGGUUAGAUAGGAUUAUACCUCUCAGCUCUCUUUCAUUCAUGUUCUCAUCCACAGCUUCAACCCUCUUGCUCCACUCCAACUUUGUUGUGAGAGCCAUGUUCGUUUCAUUCCAGAUUUCCAACACUGACUCACGCCUUCUUUUACCCACCAUGGUUGAUUGCACUUGUGCAUUUUACCCUCCAGCAACAUUGCAAGUGCUUCCUCUGGUCAGGGCUGCCCCCGCAAAUUUAACUUUUGUUUGUUCCUCCCAAAGGGUUCUCCCCAUUGAGGAGCUUCAACUCAGUGAUGCUGAUGAUGGUGAUGAUGAGGACCCCUCAGAUGCUGUUGUUGAUUUCUCUGAUUAUUUCAACAAUGGGGAUGGAGUGGUUGGCUUUGAUGACUCCCUCAGCGAAGAGGUGCUCAAGGAGAGGAUCAGAAGAAUGAGAAUAGGGCUGGCCAACCGCGGGAAAGUGCCUUGGAACAAAGGAAAGAAACACAGUGCAGAGACCCGGGAGCGAAUCAGACAAAGAACUAUAGAGGCUUUGAGGGAUCCUAAGGUAAGGAAGAAGAUGGCCGAACAUCCCCAUUCUCAUAGUGAUCAAACCAAGGCAAAGAUAAGUGAUUCAGUGAGGCGUGUUUGGCAUGAGCGGCUGAAGUCAAAACGGAUAAGGGAGGGUGUUUUGCUUUCAUGGACACAAAGCAUAGCAAAUGUUGCCAAGAAAGGAGGAAUUGGUCAGGAAGAGCUAGAAUGGGAUAGCUACCAUAAGAUAAGACAGCAAUUGGAGCUCCAUCAUCAUAUGCUAGCCAGCAAAAAGCGAAGAGAAAAGGCGAUGGCAGUUACUGGAGCAAAGAAUAUCAUCCUAACAUGGAGGGAAAACAUAGCCAGAGCAGCUAAGAAAGGAGGGAGUGGGGAACAAGAGGUUGACUGGGACAGCUAUGAGAAGAUACAAGAAGAAAUUAUUCGCCAGCGCCAAUUUCAGCGUACCGAAGAAAAGGCAAAGAAAAAAGAGUUGGCCAGGGUAGAAUCAGAGAAAGCAGCUCGGAUAAAAGCAAUAAAAAGGGUAAUCCUCACUCAGAAGAGAAAAGAACAUCAAGAGAGGGCUAAAGUGAAAGGAAAUAUAAAGAGUCAUCGCUACAGAAAUACUAAGGAAGGCAAAGCUUCCUUGGAAGAUACUCAAGAGUUAAAACUGUACAAUACAUUAACUAAGAUUCACAUGAUUGAGAACAGCAAUGGUGACUUAACUAGAGGAGACACUUUUGAUUGCAUUUUUCCAGUCCAUAAUAAAUUGGAUUUAGAGCAUAUCAAGAGAGAAAAAAUGCAGAAAGAAGUGUCACUUGCUGAUCAAAUCCAAGCUGCUAGAGACAAAAAAAGCAAGCUACAUACAUAAGGAAUCUUGAAUUAUUUUUUAUCAUUCUACUUCAUUUGCUUUGAUGUUUAUAUAUGUAAAACAAUAGCUUAUGAUUUAGGUAUUUGUAUAACAAGUUAAUGGUCCCAGUAAUUUGAACUUAUCUGCUUUUACACUUCA
Vigna radiata var. radiata (mung bean) is the source of this 1528-nucleotide messenger RNA. RefSeq lists its product as uncharacterized. NCBI's taxonomy places the organism in Eukaryota, Viridiplantae, Streptophyta, Magnoliopsida, Fabales, Fabaceae. Gene Ontology annotation, molecular function: DNA binding. The record is from RefSeq and is a predicted model, not a curated record. The transcript is spliced from 6 exons. Bases 62 to 1390 code for a protein of 442 amino acids.